Messenger RNA from Symbiodinium sp. CCMP2456, 1023 nucleotides. NCBI's taxonomy places the organism in Eukaryota, Dinophyceae, Suessiales, Symbiodiniaceae. The record is from the annotation of a GenBank genome assembly.
AUGGGCCCACAAAAGGUCUUGCAGCACAAGCCAGCGAAGAAGCAGGUCCGGAGCCUGGCUGCGAGGCAGGCCAUGUCGGCUCCGAAGCAGAUCCCCGCGGCCAAACCCGCAACGACCGAGGCACUGCCAUCCAGCAUUUGGCCCCCAGUGCUCAGCGGUCAGUGCUGGGAGUCCGAUGUGUCGGAGCUGCUUGGGCAGAUCUCCCCCAAUGCCGAAAGUGAAGACACGGUUUCCCGCUUGGUGGAUGCCGUCCGCGAGACGAUCCUCCCGAUCUUCCCCGACCUGGACGCUUGCGGCUUUGUCCACGGAAAUCUUCGCUCCGGACGGGCGUUCCGGGUGGCCGUGCCGGACGUCGAGAUCGUUCUCUCAGUCAGCCCGGAGAAGCUGCGCCAAAAGCUACAGAGCCGAAUUGCCACGGAGAGGAAGAUGGACACCCGCCAACUCGAGAAGGCAGCGAUUCGCAUGGUGGCAGAGGCUCUGGUGGCUUCCUGCGGCUUCAAAUUCCGGCGCUCCGCCUUUCGAGGGGAGGAGCCGAAAUUGACGCUCCUGGCACCUGCCAGCUUCGGGCCUUUUGCAGAUGCGAUUCCCCUUGACAUCUCAGUAAAUGCAGAGACGCCUCUCUACAAUGCUGCGCUUCUGGCGGAAUGUGGGCAGCUGGAUCCACGAGCGAAGCAGCUGAUACUCCUUGUGAGGCGCUGGGCGAAGGAUCGUGGCAUCUGCCAUGCAGCAAAAGGUUAUCUCUCGCCCUACCACUGGAGUUUGCUGGUGAUCUUCUUCCUGCAGGUCAGGCGCAUGUCUGAAGAGGGAUCGGUGCUGCCUCCUUUACAGCAGUUCCGGGCCUUCUGUGACCUCACCUCUUCGCCGCCAGGGCUUCAGCGAGGUCCCCGCCCUUCCCCAAAGUCGAGCACAGAACCCACUUCACAGCUGCUCAAAGAGUUCAUGCACUUCUACCGCAGCUUUGACUGGAGGAACGAGAUGAUCAACAUUAUCGAGGGGGAGCGUGGCCCACCCACCAUCUUCGAG